Caenorhabditis briggsae is the source of this 378-nucleotide messenger RNA. Bases 1 to 378 code for a protein of 125 amino acids. The record is from RefSeq and is a predicted model, not a curated record. Lineage: Eukaryota; Metazoa; Nematoda; Chromadorea; Rhabditida; Rhabditidae. The transcript is spliced from 4 exons.
AUGAUUUUCCGUCUUUUUCUAGUCGCAUUUCUCCUUAUCGGGGUUACUGUAGCAGCAACUUGUGAUGAUCGUGGAACACCACAGUACUGUCAAGACAACAAGGAGUUCUGCGACGACCCAUUUGACGACUGUAACGACCGAGGAACUCCCGCCUACUGUGAAGCCAAAAAAGACGUCUGUGAUGACCCAUUCGGAUCUGACACCAGAUUAUCGUGUCGAAAGACUUGUGGACUUUGUGUUGACCCAGCCGAUCCUCCGACCUCAGCCCCACCAUGUCAGGAUAAAAGUUCGGGUUGUUCUCAGAAGAAGUACAUGUGCACCAAUGCAAUGUUUCCCGAAUUCAAGUACGACUGCAUGAAAUCUUGCGGAUUGUGUUGA